Messenger RNA from Dipodomys ordii (Ord's kangaroo rat), 1173 nucleotides. It is a transcript of the gene Rnf39, whose product is annotated as ring finger protein 39. The transcript has 4 exons. The record is from RefSeq and is a predicted model, not a curated record. NCBI's taxonomy places the organism in Eukaryota, Metazoa, Chordata, Mammalia, Rodentia, Heteromyidae. Bases 115 to 1173 code for a protein of 352 amino acids. Gene Ontology annotation, molecular function: protein binding.
GGAGGCGGAGAGAGGGCCAUCGAGUCAGCCAGCAGUCGGGGCGGCCGGCCACCUGCGCUCUCGCCCGCGAUCGCGGGGGUCUCGGAAAGGGUGGCGCCCAGACCCCAGCUUCCCAUGGAGGCGCCUGAGCUGGGCCCAGGGUUGGUGGAGCGUUUGGAGCAGCUGGCGACGUGUCCGCUGUGUGGGGGCCCCUUCGAGGAUCCAGUGCUUCUGGCGUGCGAGCACAGCUUCUGCCGCGCGUGCCUGGCCCGCUGCUGGGGGGCCCCGUCGGCGCUCGGCGCGGAGGCGCCCCCCACCGCCUGCCCCUGCUGCGGCCUGCCGUGUCCCCGCCGCAGCCUGAGGUCUAACGUGCGGCUGGCCGUGGAGGUGCGGAUCAGCCGUGGGCUGCGGGAGAAGCUGGCGGAGCCUGGGGCCCGCACGGGGAAACGUCGAGGAGGCCGCAUUCCCACCAUGGGCUGCUUGGACCCGCACGGAGAGGAUAUGAGGAAGACAUGGAGACGGUUUGAUGUCCCAAGACCCAAGUCAUCUAAUUCAGAGGAAGAUCUCCCUGAAGAUUACCCAGUGGUCAAAAACAUGCUUCAUAGACUUACAGCCGACCUGACCCUGGACCCGGGCACCGCCCACCGCCGCCUGCUGGUUUCCACCGACCGCCGCAGCGUGCGCCUGGCGCCGCCGGGGACGCCCGCGCCCCUGGACGGCCCCGCGCGCUUCGAUCAGCUCCCGGCCGUGCUGGGCGCCCAGGGCUUCGGGGCCGGUCGCCACUGCUGGGAGGUGGAGACCGCGGAGACCGCCUCCGGCAGAGACUCCUCCGGGGAGGACGAAGAGGAUGGGGAGAGCCGCUACGCCGUGGGCGCGGCUGGGGAGUCGGUGCAACGCAAGGGCCGCAUCCGGCUGUGCCCGGCGGAGGCCGUGUGGGCCGUGGAGGGCCGCGGCGGGCGCCUGUGGGCCCUCACCGCACCCGAGCCCACCCUGCUGGGCGGCGCGGGCCCCCCGCCGCGGCGCAUCCGCGUGGACUUGGACUGGGAGCGGGGCCGCGUGGCCUUCUACGACGGCCGCUCGCUGGACCUGCUGUUUGCCUUCCAGGCACCUGGGCCCCUGGGCGAGCGCAUCUUCCCCCUGCUGUGCACCUGCGACCCCCGCGCCCCCCUGCGGAUCGUGCCAGGAGAAAGUUGA